UCCAUCCAAUCAGAAAGCGUCCUUGGGAGAGAUCCAAUUUCAAUUCUAUUCUUGCUGCGUGUUGGUCUUGCAGCUGGAGGGAAAUCGCCUCUAAAAAGUGUCCCAAGCAAGGCUCUGAGUCGCUUUUGCAGCAGGAGGCUAACACCAGAAGGGCCACCCUUGUUUGGAUCCCCCCCCCAAUUUGGAUUGGGAUCCCUCUUGAAGCAGCUGCCUCAGCCGGGUUUGGAAGCAUGAACUGUGAGAGUGGGUCAUACCCAGGGUAACCAGAUGCCAUAACAUGCAAGGAGGGCAAAGCACUACAAAAGUUUCUCUGCAAGGUGGUGACUCCUCCUGAAGAAGGACAUUUUCCUCUCCUUGAAGGAACAAAGCCAAAGCUAUGUCUGCAGAGAACUCCAGGAAGAGAUUUCGCCAGGAAGCAACUUGCCCCAUCUGCCUCGGUUACUUCAAGGGCCCUGUGAUGCUCGAAUGUGGGCACAACUUCUGUGAAAUCUGCAUCCGUCAAUGCUGGCAGAAGCCUGAUGCACCAACCCAGUGCCCACAGUGCCGCGAGCAUGUGGAGAAACACUUCAAGCCCAACCAGUGCCUCAUUAACCUGGUUGAAAUUCUCAACAACUGGGAUAUGGAGAGUGAGGCAUGCAGCCAGGCCUCCGAAUGCCAGCAGCACCAGCAGCCCCUGUCGCUGUUCUGCAAAGAAGAUCAAGCCCUGCUCUGUGGGGAGUGUGAGGGCUCCCAGGAGCACCUGGGUCACAACAUGGCCCCCAUGAAGGAAGCCGCCCAGGAGUACAAGGAUCAGAUGAGUAACUAUCUAGAGAUUUUAAGGAAGGCAAAAGUAAGCAUGCUGGAUUAUAGAGGUAGCAUAGAAAGUGACGGAAAAGACAUAACUGAAAGAACAAAAGUCCAGAGGCGAAAGGUUACUGCUCACUUCCGUCAACUGCGCCAGUAUCUGGAAGAUCAGGAGGAGCGUCUGCUGACCCAGAUUGAAGAAGUGGAAACGGAGAUUACUCGGAGAAUGGAUGAGCAUCUGGUCAGAAUUUCCAACAAGCUCUUCUCUUUUGAAAGGCUUAUCCAGGAGCUGGAGGAGAAGUACCGGCAGCCAGCAAGUUUGCUGCUACAGGAUAUUGAAAGUACCUUGGUAAAAUAUAAGGAGAGACUGAAGUUUGAGACUCCAGAGGUUUUUCCUCCUGAGCUGAAAUUAAAGACCUGGGAAUUCGUUGAUCUCAACUGCUCUAUUCAGGCAGUUAUGAAGCUAUUCAUAGAUAAUCUACAAGCUGAACUUCCUUUGCAGAAAGUAAAUCUAACUCUUGAGGUGAGUGCUGCCAAUCCCAUCCUUACUGUGUCUGAGGAUCAGAAAAGCGUGAGACGAACAGAAACACUUCCAGACCUGCCCACCAACCAACAGAAAUUCAAUCCCAGUUCUAUAGCGUUUGGAUGCCCGGCACUAACAACAGGAAGACAUUUUUGGGAAGUCAUGUUGGAAAACGCAGAACAUUGGGCUGUGGGGAUUGUCAAAGAAUCUGCAGUGGAAGACCUUUCAGAGUUUAUUAUGAGAAGAGGUUGUUAUAAAACUGAUUAUAAGAAAGGCAUCUGGGCUCUGAAAAGCCCCACUAGGAGUUGCUUGUCUCGCCCAAGCAGUCGUCUUCUAAGUCUUCAGAAUCUUAAGAGAGUCCGAGUGAUUCUGAAUUACACAGGGCAGCGAGUGUCCUUUUUUAAUAUUGACAAUGGUCAUACAAUCCUCGCUUCCACAAAUAUCCCCUUGUCAGGUGAACCUAUUAUCCCCUUCUUUUGGCUGGAGGCAGGGGCUUGUCUGACUCUCUUGUAGUGCGGGAGCCUAGUAGUAUAUCUCCCUCUCUCUCUCUCUCACUUCUGGCUACCAAAAUAUUGCACCAGGGCAAAGGUUUUUUGAAUUACAUGAGGCUGCAGAAACUGGAAAAAAUAGAUCUCUUGACUGCAGCUCCCAGAAUCCCUUAGCAGCAUGAUAGGAGUUUUAGUUCUGAAAAAGUCAUUUCAAAGCUCUGCCUUGGGUGGGGGUCAUUCACAUUACCUCUACAGACCAAUGUUUGGUAAAGCACCACCACUCUUUGGCAGAGAAAGCUAAAGUCUGCAAAACGUGCCAACAAAUGGCCCUGUGUGGAUUGUACUGAUUUGUUUAAGAUUGUGUUCUGUAAAUAAUAAAAACAUUAAGAGUUUUUGUAUGAUCAUAAUAACCGCCAUCAUCUGAUCAUGACUGUCUUCAUCAUCACUGUGCAGUCUUCAUUGAAUAAAGUACAAGAGGACAAACAUCUGCCAUAAUUAAGAAUUGCGCAGCCUUCCAGAUAUUGCUGAAUUGCAACGCCUAGCUAGCAUAGCUACUGGCGAGGAAUGCUAGGAGUUGCAGUUCAAUGAUAUCUUGGAAUACUACAGUUUCCACCGCUGCCACAUAGACUGAAUAUCGUUUUGAUGGACAAACCUUUUUUUUCCCUUCAGCUCUCCCCAAGUAAACCCCAAUAAGAAUUAUUUGUGUAUGGCUUUAGCAUACAGGAUUUUAUGUCCUUUGUAUAUGCCAGAAAAUCCCUCCUAUCUCAGAAGAAGCUUGAAAUUUGAUUUGGGAUACCUUGAAUUUAAAAGCACUCUGUCCUGGCCACUUUAAAACAAAGAUGACAACAUUACAGUUUCAGUUAGUCAUUCUACAAAAUGAUCUAUUGGAAUUAGCUAAUUUUUAAAGAGUAUCACUAAUUUCCAUUUAAGAAUUUAGAAUUUGUAAUAAGUUUUGAAUCAUUUCGUAUGCGUACUUGUAUUGAACUUCUUGUUUUGUAUUCUGACUGAUAAAGAUGUGGAUCUAAUGUGUUUUUUAUUUCUCUUGUUUCACUUUUUUUAAAAAUAAUGUCUUGGGGGGGUCCCUCCCAAAUAUUUAUUUUUAAAAAAUGUAUUUCAAAGACUAGUUGUACCCGGCCACACAUUGCUGUGGCUCAGUCUGGUUAAAUGGAAA
Sceloporus undulatus (fence lizard) is the source of this 2965-nucleotide messenger RNA. RefSeq names its product zinc finger protein RFP-like. Gene Ontology annotation, molecular function: zinc ion binding; protein binding. The record is from RefSeq and is a predicted model, not a curated record. The transcript is spliced from 9 exons. Bases 377 to 1819 code for a protein of 480 amino acids. NCBI's taxonomy places the organism in Eukaryota, Metazoa, Chordata, Lepidosauria, Squamata, Phrynosomatidae.